This is a messenger RNA of Nakaseomyces glabratus, 1257 nucleotides long. It is a transcript of the gene IDP3, whose product is annotated as isocitrate dehydrogenase (NADP(+)) IDP3. Gene Ontology annotation, cellular component: mitochondrion. The record is from RefSeq and is a predicted model, not a curated record. Gene Ontology annotation, biological process: NADP+ metabolic process; isocitrate metabolic process. Gene Ontology annotation, molecular function: NAD binding; magnesium ion binding; isocitrate dehydrogenase (NADP+) activity. NCBI's taxonomy places the organism in Eukaryota, Fungi, Ascomycota, Saccharomycetes, Saccharomycetales, Saccharomycetaceae.
AUGGCAGGGAAGAUCAAAGUUAAGAAUCCCAUUGUGGAGAUGGAUGGGGAUGAGAUGACGAGGGUUAUCUGGGGGAUGGUGAAGGAUAAAUUGAUAUAUCCAUAUUUAGAUGUUGAUUUGAAGUACUACGAUCUGUCUAUUCAGCACAGAGAUGAAACUGAGGAUAGAGUUACUGUAGAUGCUGCAGAGGCCACCUUGAAGCAUGGGGUAGCAAUUAAAUGUGCCACUAUAACGCCGGAUGAAGCAAGGAUGAAGGAAUUCCAUUUAAAGAAGAUGUGGAAAUCUCCAAAUGGUACCAUAAGAAAUAUCCUAGGUGGUACAGUUUUUAGGGAACCGAUAAUUAUCCCACGUAUACCUAGAAUUGUUCCUACAUGGAAUAAGCCCAUAAUUAUUGGAAGGCAUGCGUUUGGGGAUCAAUAUAAAGCAUCAGAUGCAGUCAUCAAAGAGCCAGGGAAAUUAGAGCUAGUCUUCACUCCUGCAUCAGGUCAGGGCAAUCCCAAGACAAUUAAAGUCUAUGAUUAUAAAUCCCCCGGCGUAGCGCUAGCGAUGUACAACACUGACGAAUCAAUAACAGGAUUUGCAAGAGCUUCGUUUGAGCUAGCCAUAAAGAGGAAAUUACCAUUGUUUUUCACUACUAAAAAUACUAUACUGAAGAAAUAUGACGGUAGGUUUAAAGAUAUCUUCCAAAAGAUGUACGAUGAAGAUUACAAGGGUAAAUUCAAGGAACUAGGUAUAAGUUAUGAGCACAGGCUUAUUGAUGAUAUGGUUGCGCAAAUGAUUAAAUCCAAAGGUGGGUUUAUCAUUGCCAUGAAAAACUAUGACGGGGAUGUUCAAUCUGAUAUAGUAGCCCAAGGUUUCGGAUCACUUGGCUUAAUGACAUCGACAUUAUUGACUCCAGAUGGUAAGAUCUUCGAAAGCGAAGCUGCACAUGGCACAGUAACUAGGCAUUACAGGCAGUAUCAAAAGGGCAAAGAGACCUCGACAAACUCAAUUGCUACAAUCUUUGCUUGGUCCCAAGGUAUAAUCCACAGAGGCAAAGUGGACCAGACACCUGAUGUUAGACUAUUUGGAGAGAUCCUAGAGAGGUCUACAAUUGACACUGUCCAGAUAGACGGUAUCAUGACUAAAGACCUAGCUCUAAUUCUCGGAAAGACUGAGAGAAAGGACUACGCAAGCACAGAAGAGUUCAUAGACGCUGUUGCAAGAAGACUCAAGCGUGAGUUCAAUUCCCAUUUCAACAAGCCAUCGAAACUAUAA